CACAUUUUGUGUGUGUUUGCAUGUGACGUCACAAGGGUGAAGAGUGGAUUUAAGCUGGCUUUAUUUGGUCUGUAAUCCCUCAUAGCAAUCUGAAUGAGUAAAAUGUUCAGAGUUGGAGCGGAUCAGCUUCGCUGGAUUAUCACAAGCCCCUGCCUCCCCCACACCAACCCUCCCCUUGUUAAAAAUUUUCUUCCUGUCUCCGUUUUCUCUCUUUUUCUUUCCCUCUGUCUGUUCACGCUUGUCGCUUUGCAUUGCCAGAAUGGAGUAGUCAGGCAGGCUUCGGCUACCAACAUUAUUUGUGAGAGUGCAUGGUGUCCUCUUUCCUGCUUCCAUCACCACCAGCAGUAUUCCCCAGAUUAAUUAUUCACCGAUCGCCAAGCAAGAGGAGCCAUUUGAUAGCCAGUCCUUGCCACUUUGAUAGAGACGGGAGACAGAAAUUACAACUGGACCUCAGGUGAAAAGCAAUACUUCUGUUUUAAUUUUUUUCUUUCACCUCCCUGCCUCGCACCACUUGACAACAUCCUGCAACUAGAAACUUAAAGGAAAACCGUUCUCAUUUUUCUUCCCUGUGAGUAAGGUAUAUCUCUUCCUCAUGUUGAUCUCCAGUAAGCAGUUGCCGAUCGGCCGUUCCCAGAGCUGGGACACGCUGGGUGGGAAUGAGGGUCAUUGGGAGCGCAGUGACAGUGUUUACGAGCAGCAGGCCCGGAUGGCUGGUCGACGCAACUCGCUGAGCUAUGGAGCGGAUGCGGGAGGGGGAUGGUAUGAGCCACUGCCUGGAGUGCGUCCCCCUGACCUGGAUUUGAAACGGGAGCAAGACUCCUACCAGGAAUCUCUUUACAAUCAGGGAUAUUUGGAUCGUCCUGACCCACGUAACAUAAGAAAGAGCUCCGUUCCUGAGUUGAAUAGCCAUUACGACCGGUCACCCAUGGCUCACCGUGGUUCCCUGCCACCCCACGACUACUAUCAGCAAGACUCAGGCAUGCCACCACGGCCAACCGAGGGUUUUUAUCGUGGAGAGCAACCUCAUUCUCUUAAUAGGUCAUCUUCACAUUAUGGAAUGAUGGCUGGUCAUCGGCAAUUGUGGGAACAGAGCUCAGGAAGUCGGCCUGGUUCUGCUGCCCCAACACCUGGCAUACCUCCUCCCCCACCUCCAACUGCUCAUGACAUGGGUCGUAUUUACAGAGAGCCGUCUCUGCCUGGACCCCCACAUGCUUCUCCUGGCACCAAAAUUAUGCAGGAUGGGCAGCGCAUUCCAAGCCGUGCACCAUCUCCAGCUCGUUAUUUUAUGGAGCCAAAUUCUCCCCGUUAUGGUGCUGAGCCACCUGCCUCUCUAACUAGCCAUUCAGUCUACAGUGAUGUUAACGGAAGGCCGAUUGAUCCUCAUCAGCCAACCGCCACCUGCCUGGUGGUUGAACCAGUUGCUCAAGGAAUGGAUGGAACUGCACGAGGUAUGGUCAUGCAUCCGGAAAACCCCUCACCAUACACCAUACAACAGCAACAGCAAGCCCAACAGCAGGCUCAACAACAAGCACAGCAACAAAUGCAGCAACAGCAAAUGCAGCAGGUUCAGCCAGUCCAGCAAAUGCAGCAAGCUCAGCCAGUGCAACAAAUACAGCAAGUACAGCAAAUCCAGCCCAUUCAGCCAGUGCAGCAAGUUCAGCAGGUACCACAGGUUCAGCCAGUGCAGGAAGUUCCACAUGUGCAACCCUUGGCACCCCCAAAUCCUGUCUAUACUCCAGCUCCCCCUAUAGCUGCUGCCCCAGUAAACACUCCAAGUGUGGCCACUAUUCCUGCUCCGUUACCUCAAAUUCCUGCUCAAACUUUUACUGUUCCUCCUCCUCCCACUGUUCCUCAGACCCCAGUGGCUCCUGUAGACCCUAAAAAAAAUGCGGACCCUGAGUUUCUGGCAUUGCUGCAAAAAGAGGGCCUCUCAGAAAGCACCAUCACCUCUCUACUGCAGCAGGGCUUUGACUCCACUGCAAUGCUGGCUGUAAUGGAGGAAAAUGAUGUGCGUUCAGUGGCUCCAAACUUAGGACAAGCUCGGGUUCUGUCGCGUGUUGUGCUUGGAUGCAAGCGACCCCCCGAAAUCCUUCAUGCUACCCCACUGCAUCCCAGUGCUCCGGUCCGUGGCAGAUCUAACAGCUUUAGCCAUCGCAGUGACAUUUACGUGCACCAGCCUCCACCCUUGACUCCAGGCAUGGAGUCCCAAUAUAUGCAGCCACCUUCUACCCCCAUGCAGACUAUAUCUCCAAGGAUGGGUGAAGGUUAUAGUCGCAGGCCCAGCAGUGCUCCCUCCCAGCAUCUUCUUGAGACCAGUGGGUAUCCUGGAGCCAGGUCUGCAGGAGCAUACAGUGGUGCUGUGGUUCCAGUCCAGCCUCGCGCUUUUUCAGGUUACAAUCCUCAUGCUGGCUUGCCCAUGCCACAUAUGACUGCAAUGUCCCAACAGGUAGCAAUUCCAUCACAUCUACCAGGAAUGCCACCACAAAUGGCAGCUUUGCCAGCCCCAAUCCAUGGAAUGCCACAGACAUUGCCAGCAGUUCCCCAACCAAUGACUGUUCCUGCUUUGGGGCCACAGCAGGCUCCGAAGGCAUAUACCACCAACUAUACUGUACCAAUGGAGUUGAUGAAGAGGGAUCGAAGCUUGGCUGCAAUGUCACCCAUGCCUAGUCCCAAUGUAAGCCCACAAGUACUACGCAAGGCUGGAGUGUCCUCAGACAGAGCCCUAGUACCCAUUGGUGGUGCCGUCCCAGGUCAAAAUGUGAGUCUGUCUAAUCAGAAGCUCAGCCGGCGUACUGGACCUCCGGUCAUUGUCUCCACUAUGGCAUCGCCAGACACAAGUAUAAGGCCGCAAAUCAUGAACGGUCCGAUGCAUCCUCGGCCGCUGGUGGCUCUGCUGGACGGGAGGGACUGUACCGUAGAGAUGCCCAUCCUGAAGGAUUUAGCCACUGUGGCGUUCUGUGACGCUCAGUCAACGCAGGAAAUACAUGAGAAGGUGUUGAACGAGGCAGUGGGGGCGAUGAUGUACCACACCAUCACUCUGACCAGAGAAGAUCUGGAGAAAUUUAAAGCCCUCCGAAUCAUAAUCCGCAUCGGUAGUGGAUAUGACAAUAUUGACAUUAAAGCAGCUGGAGAGAUGGGUAUUGCGGUGUGUAAUAUUCCAUCAGCUGCUGUGGAGGAGACGGCAGACUCAACGCUUUGCCACAUCCUGAACCUGUACCGGAGGAACACCUGGCUGUACCAGGCCAUGCGUGAGGGCACACGGGUCCAGAGCGUGGAGCAGAUCAGAGAGGUGGCGUCAGGGGCCGCCCGCAUCAGAGGAGAAACACUCGGACUUAUUGGCUUUGGACGAUCAGCACAGGCUGUGGCUGUUCGAGCAAAAGCGUUUGGCUUCAGUGUGAUCUUUUAUGACCCGUACCUGCAAGACGGUUUAGAGCGAUCGCUGGGCGUCCAGAGAGUUUACACCUUACAGGACCUCCUGUACCAGAGCGACUGUGUGUCUCUCCACUGCAACCUAAAUGAACACAAUCACCACCUCAUCAACGACUUCACCAUCAAGCAGAUGCGACAGGGAGCAUUUCUAGUCAACACAGCACGAGGGGGUCUGGUAGAUGAAAAGGCCCUGGCUCAGGCUCUCAAAGAGGGCAGGAUACGGGGGGCUGCCCUGGACGUCCACGAGUCUGAACCCUUCAGUUUUUCUCAGGGGCCUCUGAAGGACGCGCCCAAUCUGAUCUGCACCCCUCACACAGCGUGGUACAGUGAGCAGGCCUCACUAGAGAUGAGAGAGGCAGCAGCCACUGAGAUCCGCAGGGCCAUCACCGGUCGUAUUCCAGACAGUCUCAGAAACUGCGUCAACAAAGAGUUUUUUGUGACUACGGCACCGUGGGGGGUGAUGGAGCAGCAGGUACAUCCAGAGCUCAACGGCGGAGCCUACAGCAGAGUGGCCCAGCCGCUACCAGCCGUUUCUCCUGGCGGCAUGCAAGACAAAAUGUAUACCUAAACAAUGACAGGUUUCCUCCUGGUGCGGUGGGUGUGUCUCCUGGUGGCAUGGGUGGACAGAUAGAGGGCAUGAUGCCCGGGGCCCACCCCCUGCCGCCGGGCACCCAGCCCAGCCUCGCCCCGUCCCCCACCCCAUUCCUCAAACACAACGACCAUAGAGAACACCUCGCCAAGUCAUAACCACCUGACCACUGAGCGACAGUCAUUCAGCAAAACUGCAAAUCAAAGAGACUAAGAGACAGUGAACGGGUGAACAAGCAAUCAGCUGCCACUAGCUGCACCGGAGACAUGCUUCACGGACGUCUCUCCACCGUCUUGUUUUCAGUUUAAGUGUUUUUCCAUUCAUUUCCGUUGUUUCUGUUGUUCUUGUGAGGGGAGGACAUCAUUUCCACCUGUUUUUGAAACAGGUGGGCGGUGCUUUCUUUGUCGGGGGCGUGGCAUGACAAUGGCCACACCUCUUUCCUUGUGCACCACUUACAGAGUUCGAAUCGUUGACAGUUAUCAGAUGCCAUGCACUUGUCUUCUUCCUCUUCGCCUUAUUUGGGCCCCUAAACAAAACUCAUAACUGUCUCUUUCUUUACACAUCCACAGAAUUAGUGCUUGUCUUUGUUUGAAUGUUAAAAGUGCUUGAUAAUGAAAAAAUAUAUAUACAGUGUAUCUAUUAAGAGAACAGAGAGGUAAAGGCUGGUCUUGGGCAAAAAUGAAGAUGAAUUCUUAGCUUUUUUCCAACAUUUUGCAUAGCUGACCUCUUGUUUACAGAAUUGCACAAAUUCAACAAGCACCAGCUCAGAAACAAGUCCUCUUCAAGACCCAAGAGCACACUAUUUUACUGAUAUAUUCAUUCAUUUCGGUUCAAAAUGAGUUUGCAGGAUUUCAAAUACAAACUGCGUUAGGUUUUAAGAUGUCAAGUUUCCAAAAUCUUCAAUUUGGAUUUGAGUGAACGUCACCGUGAGGGACAUAAUUUUGAUUUUGUGUUUGCUUUCAAAAAAAAAAAAAAAAAAAAAAAAAAAAGAUGGCAGCUCACACAGAAAAAGGGACUGGAGUGAAAAACCGCCCCUGUCUCAGGAAGAACAUUUACCGGUUACUCCAAAACAAAUGACAGCCCCGUCUAAAUACCCACUCCUUCCCGUCAGCCUACCCGAGGUAUUUUUAUAGAUCUGACAUCCAGUGCGUUUUUGGUGUUGAAUGUAUGGCAGUUAAAUUAGAUUUGUAUUGUCUAGUUUAAUGUUUUUGUAACCAUACUUGCCUGUUAUCCUCUCCCUGUUCCUUUUCAUUUUGGGUUCUUUAUGUGGAAGCGCACUGUUCGGAGCUCAUUGUGUUGUUUAUAUGCAAUAUUCUGAGAUCCCCGGCCAACUCCAGUCAGGUUGGUUCUGGAACUGUAGGUUUGGUUUUUAGUGUGAGUAUUUGUAUUUGUUUAUUGUACCGAGGUGAACAUUUAGCAUACAGUACAGUUCAAAUAAAAAAUACCAUUCUGACUUUC
Messenger RNA from Cyprinus carpio (common carp), 5476 nucleotides. Its product is annotated as C-terminal-binding protein 2-like. Gene Ontology annotation, molecular function: NAD binding; oxidoreductase activity, acting on the CH-OH group of donors, NAD or NADP as acceptor; transcription corepressor activity. NCBI's taxonomy places the organism in Eukaryota, Metazoa, Chordata, Actinopteri, Cypriniformes, Cyprinidae. The record is from RefSeq and is a predicted model, not a curated record.